This is a messenger RNA of Anisakis simplex (herring worm), 570 nucleotides long. The record is from the annotation of a GenBank genome assembly. NCBI's taxonomy places the organism in Eukaryota, Metazoa, Nematoda, Chromadorea, Rhabditida, Anisakidae.
AUGGACUAUUACAAAGCUGCGAAAUCAAACGUCAUUGAAGAGAUAAAGAAUUUGAUACGGAAUGGUGAGAAAUUCAGUGUAACCCUCGAUGAAUACUUAUCAAUCAGAAACAAACGCUAUCUGAUUGUCAAUCUCCGUGCUUUGGAGAAACUCUAUUGUCUGGGCACAAUAACGAUUACUGGUUCUGUAUCAACUGAACGGGUCACUGAAAUUCUCGUUGAAAAAAUGGAAGAGUUCGAAAUUAAUUUGAAAACUGAUAUCAUUGCCGUUGUAUCAGAUGGAGACUCGGCUAUGGUAACGCUUGGUCAAAACAUCGAUGCGCUUCACCUGUUGUGUUUGGCGCAUGGAAUGCAUUUGGCUGUUUGCGAUGUUUUAUAUUAUAACCAGAAAAAACUCGACGAAUGUGAGAAUUCUGAUGACGACGAAGAGCCUACUGAAACUGAUGAGGAAUACGCAGAAUUCAAGAUGGAUUUAGUGAAAAAAGCCAAUCAUUUUCCUGUGAUGUACCAACGACACAUUAAGUUGAUGCCAACUUGGUACGAGACUGUAAGACGAGAUGGACAUCUUUGA